CUACUCACUACACCACACCAAAGCCCUCUACACUGAACGAUAACACUUCUAUACUACCGACUAAUGUCGGAGUACCCUGUCCUACGGACACAAAAACUGGUAAAAAUUAUCUGCGCUUCGGACGCCCUCGAUGGAGUCUCUUGCACUGAUUGGGGCGGUGUCGAAUGCCGCCCAGUUUUACGAAUUCGCUCUCCAAUUCCUAUCACAACUGAAGGAAGUAUACGGCUCUCCGAACACGGCGCAGGAAGACAUUAUAGACCUCUCAAGUGUCACCACCGAUCUUGCGCGCUUCUUGGACAAGCUGUCAGCCAUCGAUCUCAACGAGGCUGAAUCCAGACCUACGAACGAGGGAAAAGUGCUGGCCCGUUGCGUCCAAGAAUCUAUAGAAGUUGCAGAGGAACUUCAUAGCACAUUGCAGGUAUCGCAAGUUCAGAAAAGGGGCCUGAAGGAAGAGGAGAUAGUCGCCCUCACCGCCAACCUGGAGAAACUGGAGAAUCUGCGGAACAAAGUUCAAGAGGCGAUACGAACUCGAAGCCAGGAACAGCUCACAGAAGGGAUCGAUCCCAAAGUCCGUUAUGUAAGGAAACGAUUACUAGGUUGCGGAGGACAAGCCGUCGUUGAUGAGGUGCGAGAUACGGUCGACAACAAGGUAUAUGCUCUCAAGACCUACACGUUCCGGUAUGGGGAGCUGGAAUAUCAAGCAAAGGCAGCAACCUUUCUUCGAGAAGUCAAGAUAAUGGGCGAUCUUUCGAGGGUAGCGACCCCAAGCACACCAUUUAUCGUACGGCUUGUCCGAUGGCAUCAGGAUAAUGCUACGCACCAGUAUCAUUUAGUCAUGGACCCUGUUGCUACAGGAGGCUGUCUCGAAGCACUACUUCAGCGGCAAUUCGCCACUGACGCGGAGAUCAUAAGCCAAAAAUUUCUCCGGACGGCAUUCACCAAUCUCACCGAGGGGCUUGAUUUCAUCCACCGCCACUCCGUCAGACACAAAGACAUCAAGCCAGCCAACAUCCUUAUCCAUGAUGGACGGCUCCUGUACGCGGACUUUGGCGUUUCGCUGGAGUUUGAUCCAUUGCUUUCAGAUUCCGGAACGACUGAAAGUACCAGGCCACAAUACACCUAUGGGUAUGCUGCACCUGAACUGAUCAUGCGCCAACCCAGGAACAAAAAGGCCGACAUCUUCUCCCUUGGCUGCGUCCUUUUCGAAGUUCUCGCGGCUCGGGGGAGGUUUCUCUCGCCGCAGCUUGAGAGUGACAGAGAAACCAUCUUCGGGGAGAAAUUUGUGGGUUAUGGUUUUGAGGCUAUGACAGGGCGCCUCAAGGGCGAGCUGGACCGAUUCGCGAAUGAUGCUCACCUAUCGAGCAUAUCGAGGUAUAUACCAUUGAUACGAGGCCCCCUAGACGCCGAAGCGGAAAGACGACCGGAUGCAGAAGAACUCCGCCAUGACGCAUGGGAAGUGAGCAGCCCUGAUGUUGAAGGAAAACUGCCAGCCAUCAGGAGACGUCGCACUCACGUAGUAAUGGUCAACAUUUCGUGGAUGGAUGCCGUUAAAGGCUUGUUCUUCGGCCCGAAAGGCUUAAAACAAAGACUGGCAGAUACCAUUAAGGUUGUGGACCUUGGGGAUGACGGCGGAAUUAUGUACGAUCAUAAGGAAUCGCCAUUCCUCCUGACAGUCUCCGUGUUCCCAUGCCCUGGCUCUGGCAUCGAACAACGUCAGCAAGCUAUGUGUGUGUUUGAUACUGGCUGUUUGCAAGGCAACAUAAUAUCUGCCGAAUUUGCACGCCGAUUGGGCUUUGCAGAGUUUCAACCGCUGAAGCCAAAGGAGAAAACCGGAGAUAUCCAUGACAUAUUAGGUGCCGUCCACGUAUCCUGGUUCCACAGCGGCGGCACAACAGUCUUCAGGGAUAUGCGGUUCCUCGUCUCAGAGAGUGCGCAAGUUGAUCUUGUAAUCGGAACACACACCCUUAUAAGACAUAAUCUCCUCUCGCCGCCGUCUGUCCAGACGGCCUGACGACAGACUUUGAAUCAGCAACGACUGUCGAGUGGACCAAGCGUAUAGAUACUCCGUUUAGCAGGAAAAUCGAUCGAAGCGAUGGUUUGGUCAAUCGAAGAAAAAGGAGAACAAAGGGCGUAAUGGGGCGCGAAAUGAGAAAGCGAAGACAUCGUAAAAGCGUCAAGUUCGAAAUCUGUAGGCCGUUGAAGUUCCUAGGUCGGAUCUGGAUAUAGUAGUUAGUCCUCCCAACACUCCAUCUCUUUCACUUUGAAUACCCUUUAAGCUGCUUC
Trematosphaeria pertusa is the source of this 2283-nucleotide messenger RNA. RefSeq names its product kinase-like protein. Lineage: Eukaryota; Fungi; Ascomycota; Dothideomycetes; Pleosporales; Trematosphaeriaceae. The coding region runs from base 131 to 2011 and encodes 626 amino acids. The transcript is spliced from 4 exons. Gene Ontology annotation, molecular function: protein serine/threonine kinase activity; ATP binding. The record is from RefSeq and is a predicted model, not a curated record. Gene Ontology annotation, cellular component: nucleus. Gene Ontology annotation, biological process: protein phosphorylation; mitotic DNA damage checkpoint signaling.